GCUUAGCAAAGGUGGUUGAGUUUCGGGAAAGGGCUGUUACUAUUUAAAGCAGAAACUAGGCCCUGUUUGGUGGCUCCCACUUGUAAUCCCACCACUUUGGGAGGAUUGGGAGUGGCCGAGAUCACGCCACUGCACUCCAGCCUGGCGACGAGCAAGACUCGUCUCUAAAUAAAUAAAUAAAUCCAGAUUGUGCAUUUUAUAAUACUAGAUGCUCGUUUUGUCAUAUGUUAAUCCAAUUUACUUCGUUAAAGGUGUCAAGAUUCUGCCCUCCAAGAAAGUCUUGCCAUGAUUGGAUAGGACCCCCAGACAAAUAUUCAAACCUUCGACCUGUUCACUUUUACAUACCUGAAAAUGAAUCACCAUCGGAACAAAAGCUUAGAAAAUUAAGACAAGAAACACAAGAAUGGAAUCAACAGUUCUGGGCAAACCAGAAUUUGACUUUUAGUAAGGAAAAAGAAGAAUUUAUUCACUCAAGACUAAAAACUAAAGGCCUGGGCCUGAGAACUGAAUCAGUCUUAAUGGUUAAGCUGAAAUUAACUUCCAGGUCAGAAGGCAACAUUGAAUGCAGAAGAAAUGGCAGACUUUUACAAGGAAUUUUUAAGCAAAAAUUUUCAGAAGCACAUGUAUUAUAACAGAGACUGGUACAAGCGCAAUUUUGCCAUCACCUUCUUCAUGGGAAAAGUGGCCCUGGAAAGGAUUUGGAACAAGCUUAAACAGAAACAAAAGAAGAGCAACAACUAGGAGUCCACUCUGACCCAGCCAGAGUCCAGGUUUCCACAGGAAGCAGCUGGUUAGAGGAGCUCCUUUUACAGGAGCUCUGAGAAAAACUGGAACUGAGCUCGAGAAGCCCCACAUCUCCCUAAGGGGCCCCAUGGCCUGUUUGGGGGCAGGGUGGGUCCUGGGGCACUGUGGGCUGCCUGCCUGCUGAUGUGGGCUCUAGGCCAGCUUGUUGUCACGGACAUGGUGUCAAAUAAAGCCCAAGCACUGGG
Piliocolobus tephrosceles (Ugandan red Colobus) is the source of this 989-nucleotide messenger RNA. RefSeq names its product cytochrome c oxidase assembly factor 8 (gene COA8). Gene Ontology annotation, biological process: intrinsic apoptotic signaling pathway. Lineage: Eukaryota; Metazoa; Chordata; Mammalia; Primates; Cercopithecidae. Bases 225 to 632 code for a protein of 135 amino acids. Gene Ontology annotation, cellular component: mitochondrion. The transcript is spliced from 4 exons. The record is from RefSeq and is a predicted model, not a curated record.